Molecule: messenger RNA, 714 nt
Organism: Astyanax mexicanus (Mexican tetra)
Lineage: Eukaryota; Metazoa; Chordata; Actinopteri; Characiformes; Acestrorhamphidae
Gene: pop5
Product: POP5 homolog, ribonuclease P/MRP subunit
Exons: 5
Coding region: 89-607 (172 amino acids)
Biological process (GO): tRNA 5'-leader removal
Cellular component (GO): ribonuclease P complex
Molecular function (GO): ribonuclease P RNA binding
Source: RefSeq, a predicted model, not a curated record
UGUGCAACAUCGAAUUGUGAUUGGUGCAAAAGCCCACACGUGAAAGCGGUAAAGCGUUGGUCCACGUGGUUCCACAGAGAGCAGGAAGAUGGUGCGACUUAAGGCGAGAUAUCUGUUAUGUGAGGUGUGCAUGUCCGAGAGGAGCAUGCUGCGGCUGCUGGAGGAGAAGGAUAUUUUCCAGGCAGUAAAAACAGCAGUGACCACAGCUCAUGGCCAGUAUGGGUUAGCGUUGUUUAACAUAGGUUCUGCAGUGAGGUACGUAAAUGCCUACACUGGGGUGGUCAUGCUACGUUUCCGGAAGGCCCACUAUCAGCUUCUCUGGUCUGCCCUUCCCUUUAUUACAAGUAUCUGGAAGCAAGGCCAGAGGGUGCCGUGCUUUUUUAAUUGCAUUCAUGUUGGAGGUACCAUCAGAACAUGCCAGAAAUUUCUCAUUAGAUACAGCAGACAGCAGCUAUUUCGAAUGCUACCACAUUGCAAAACAGAAGCUGAAAAACAGCAGGUGAGAAAAGCAGUUUUGAGUUGUUCUCUAAACCAACUCAGACAAGACGAUGAUGACGACGACAAUGAUGACUAUGAUGACGACAAUGAUGAUGAUGAUGGAAAAUGAACUGAAGAAAAGACCCAGCUACCAUAGUUGCCAUUCAACUUUCUGUUCAAAAGAGAAGGAUUAUUUGAGUUUAUUGCAUUACAAAAUAAAUUUUAUAUAUAAUUCAG